Messenger RNA from Babesia ovata, 1089 nucleotides. RefSeq lists its product as uncharacterized. The record is from RefSeq and is a predicted model, not a curated record. NCBI's taxonomy places the organism in Eukaryota, Apicomplexa, Aconoidasida, Piroplasmida, Babesiidae. The transcript has a single exon. The coding region runs from base 1 to 1089 and encodes 362 amino acids.
AUGAACGCGCAAUUUCUACACACAGGCCUCGGUCUGGCCAACUAUUUACAGUCCGCGUUCGCUCCAGGGGUGGCACAUAACGGCGAUGUGCCCAGCGAGUUCGAGCAACCGUCGGGUCGUACGAGCCGGCCGCCUGCGAUGAUACGCUCACUCAUCGACUCCGGGAGGGUGUAUUUUCGCCUAUCUCAUCAGAAUGCGCUGAGCAACCUACUAUGUGUGUUCCUGCCCGUCGGCAAGGUCCGUAACCUUGUGCCUGACCUCUACAUCCCCGCCGUUUCGGUUGCAACGUUUCUGCUGCUUCGUUCGGUGUACAUAUUCUCAUCGGAUCCUGUACGCUUCAGCCUAAACGACCUGCUGGCUAGGUCGCUUACAAGGAUAAGCUUGGUGUCGGUGCUGGAGUUUCUCGUGCUGUCGGCCGUGCUUUAUGCGACGGGAUCUGUCCAAGCACCCAUGGACGACAUCUACCAGAUGCCAACGUCGCAUGCUAAAGCUCCUAACAACGUCUAUGGCAUCACAAAGGGGGAGAGCGGGAACUUUGGUUAUGGAGCCACGGAGCAACCAGGUGGAGGUGGUGGACCCUUCUUCGGCCAAUCUCCAGGUGCUGCAUUCAACAAAUCGGAUAGCCAAAACAGCAACUACGGGGCUGUGUCAAGCCCUUUCGAAAGCAUAAAUGCACAGCAAUCGCAAACAAUGGGUGCUGGCGUGUUCACGGGGUCCAUGGAUUCGGGCCAUCGUAACACCGGCGCCUCAUCGGGAAGGAACCAAGACGCCAACGGCGCCACAAAAUAUUUCGGCGACCACAUGAACAUGCCUCUUACAGGCCGGCCGACGCUCUACCUGGGACAGAAGCUGCUCAUCAUCGGCUACAAGUACGUGCUGCUGAACUGCUACAUUCUCUUAGUGUUGUUGGCACCGUUCCGCGGAGUGACAAUAACGGUAGCACUUUACGUGAGUUUGUGCUCGCUACUGUUCGCUUUAAGGACGAUACUGUCACUGAGGGUUGUGGAAGACCGCAGGGCUUAUCCGCUGCUGAUCAUCUUUCCGGUGCUGCAGCCGCUUUUCUGCUACGUGCUGCUUCCACGCGUCUGA